Molecule: messenger RNA, 2557 nt
Organism: Spea bombifrons (plains spadefoot toad)
Lineage: Eukaryota; Metazoa; Chordata; Amphibia; Anura; Pelobatidae
Product: protein NDNF-like
Exons: 4
Coding region: 376-2085 (569 amino acids)
Biological process (GO): extracellular matrix organization
Molecular function (GO): protein binding
Source: RefSeq, a predicted model, not a curated record
CUUAUUAUACAGCCGAACAUUCCUGUUUUUAUCAUAUGUAGAUUCGGACGGAUUGCAUACAAACCUGCAGGUGUGUCAGCUUGGGGUGUGGUUGCGUCAGUAUAGUGCCUUUUCAUAUCACUGCUGUCUUAUACCUCUGUCUGUGCCAGAAGCGACGGUAACUAGCUCGGGCCUAUAGAUUACCUGGAAAUUGGCUGAUAUUACGCAUAAAAGGACAAUGAAUGAAGAAAUGUACGUUUCACGUCUACAGAUUCUAAGCAACAUAUUCUCCUUUUGAAAACAGAGUCCUCCUGCCACCCUCACAAAGUCUUCUACUCUAUACAGUGUCAUAUUGGACCUUAUUGUAUUGGAUAGCCAAGACAUCCAUUAAGGAAUAUGGAGAAGAUAAUUCUGCUUCUUAUUCUCUGCGUUCACCCUUCAUCCCACUACCAUCUGCGUCAUGCGCUAUCCCCACUGGAUAUCAGUCGCUUGAUAUAUAUCAGCAGACCCCUCACCAUUGGACAAAGAGUAGAUGGAUUUGUAUCCGUGGACAAGCCAGCCAGGUAUUACAUUACAUUGAAUGAAAGUGUCAGCUCAGUGACUAUUAGGGUGACCCCCUGUGAAUCACCGUUAUUUUGGUCUUUGUCUGUCUUAACAACACACAGCCUGCCACCUCUGGCAAAAGAUGGCUCUGAGGAUCUUAGUGGAGGUAUUGUUAAACAUCAGGAUUCUCGUCUGUUUGAUCACUGGGACCCUCAGAAAUUGUUUUCUUUCCAAGGAAAUGGAGAAGAAUCAUUUUCUGUCACUAUGACCCCAGGUGGAUUUUAUUUCCUUGAUCUGGUUUCUCUUGAAACUGAUACCAACUUCCAUGUGUUUGUCUGGGACAGUAAGAGCCAAGCCAAUCCAUGGCCCCAGCUGCCUACUGAUCCUCGUGUUGACAUUGUUUCUAUUGAGGAGAACAGUGCUAGACUGUCUUGGAAACCCAGCUUGGGACCUUCUGAUGGAAGCGAGGUUGAGUUCUGCGUAUUCAUAAAUAAGCACCAUAACUUCAAAACACUGUGUGCCACUGAGCUGAACACUGGGCUGAACACAAAGAGGCAAUCACAACCCAACUGGAAUGGGCAAGAUGAAGACCUAAAUAAAUUAAUACAUUUUGCCAAGAAAAAGUCCAAAUAUAAGGAUCUUACUUCACUAAUGGUAUCUAAGUCCCAGAAUGCAAAGAGUCCUAGUAUGUUAGGAGUUAGUAGCAAUAAACUUUGGUUUUCCAAAAAUGGAUCUGGAGGACAGAGGUUCUGUGUAAAGGACUGGGCUAAUGUUACCAUUUCUGGCUUGAAGCCUAAAACCCUGUAUUACUUUGACGUAUUUGCAGUAAGUCCAAAGCAUGGAACAAGUGUGGCUUAUACUGGAACAUUUGCAGAGACAAAAACCAAGCACAAAUCACUGAUUCCAAAUCUUCCUAGUGAGGAGAUGGUCAACAUUUUCCUAAAAAGUCGAAGAGUUAGAGUAUUCAACGUGGAUCCUCCUGCUAGUGGCUACAAAUGGCUUUUUGUUCACUCCUGUCUUCAUAAAGUCCACCUGCAGAUUAACACGAAUGGAAAAAAUAUAGUAUCCCAAAGUCUCCAGGGAGCUCAUAACUUCAAGCUCACUGAAAACGCAGACAAGUACAUCAUUACAAUAAAGUCCAGCCGGGGAGGGCCAGGCUUAGUUAAGCUUUACACAACCAAUUCUCACAAUCACUUACCAUUCCCUAGCCUGCCAUCUGACAUCAGCGUAUCUGUCUCAAAGAGAUCCUGCUCAUCUGCCAGAGUCACGUGGGCUGGAAGUGGAAAAGGGGUCAAGUAUUGUAUCUAUGCCAGACAUCUGGAGCAGAAUUUGGAUCUCAAGUUAAUUCACAAACAUCAAAACAGCUGUCUGAGCACCAGUGCUCGAUCUAAAGCGGAGAAAGUGCUCUGUAGACAGGGAGCUCUAGAGACUUUCAUGGAAGAGCAAAUUACAAACCUGAAACCUGGAAAAGUCUAUUUGGUGGAUGUGUACUUCCAAGGCCAUUAUAACACCACCAUAAAAUUCCCCAGUCUUGUUGUGAAAACUCAGGAGCAUUGCACGUGAACGAAUAUCCUUAAUUAACAAAAGGACACUUUAAAGACUUUAGUGUGACUAAGACACAAGGCAAGGCACGCUCUACUGUAUUCAAGGGCCAUAAAUGAGACUAUUUCAAGAGCCCAAGAAAAACAAAAUAUAUUGAUCCUUUAAAUACAGACCAAAGAAUGCAAUAGACAUCUUUGCAGAGUGAUAUUUGUAUAGAGAUGUAUCACUAUGCUUGUUACAUUUAUUGAGCAUGGCCAUUGUUAUGGACAUUCAACAGAUCUUUGUAUUUUACAUAUCCAUGUGCACUUCCAAUUUCAGAUUAUAGAUGUGGGACCCUAAUCAGCUGCUUCAGCAACUUUAUUAUGUAGACCGAUGCUUUAAAUAGAUUAUUAAACAUUGCAGAAAGAUAUGUUUCCUGGGUUCCCCAAAACAUGUAUGGUGCCUACUUUUUGUUAAAAUAUAAAGAAACACAUUAAAAAGUUAAUUUUUGGAA